AUGCAGGAGAGCGAGAAUCAGUCAUUAAAAACACAGCAACACCUGCUACUUCUUCGGAGACCCUUACCUCCAAAGCUCCCUAAGUUGCCCUUAUCUAGGAAGAAAGUUCGUACAGCGACCACUCAUGAAACUGAGCAGUCCCUUGUGAAGCUCUCUCGCCACGCAAGCGCUUCAAUGAAAAUCGGCCACAGUGUUUCUACAUCACAGAAGACUGUCAGCAUUCAGAGCAUUUCUCUGGAUUAUUACCACAAGACACCGGAAAGGGUGGUCAGCGCUGUCCCGGGUUCUCGCAGAACACAUUCCAUCCACUGGAAGAUCCCACACAAUGUCGCUAGGUCCAUGUUUAUCCCAACUUUCCUGCCGGCAUCUUCUCAAGAUUUUAGGAACAAGAUACGCCAAAUAAGAGGAUUCAGAAAGUUCAAGAAGAGAGACAGAGUGGAGGAGGUGUUCACUCAGACGCCGUUCAGCAACGCUUUGGUUCUUUCCAGCGAGCUUCCCAAACCUUUUCCCGCUUCUUACUCUAGGUGUCUAACUUCUACCUUAAAGAUAAUAACCCCGGAGUCUCGCCCUAUAGUGAAGACUCCAGACUAUGUUCAGAAGGUCUCUAUUGUGAGAGAUGUAAGUGUAAGCGAAGUCCUUCUCAGCCCUGUCUCCAGCCCUUCAUCUAUAGUACCAGAACCACGGUGGGCCCAACGGCCACAGCACACCUUAUCCAUAAACAGAGUGGUCCUGAGGAUUGCUGCUCUCCCGGAAGCCAGUAUUCUGCCGAUGCCUUCCGGACCAAGAAAACCUCUGAGGCAGGCUGAGAUAGAAAAUGCCGUAGAAACUGGAAAAUUGGAACUCCCCAGGCCUGAAGCUUUACUUAGAAACAUGAGAAGAAGAGAGCCAAGUGGCUAUGUUUUGCGAGGGGAAGGCUUAAAGACUAUGACAGGGACACGCUAUGAUACCCUAGUAGCAAUGACCACCCUGGCCAUAAUACAUUGCCAAAUAUAUGGAAGAAACGCACUUAAUCUUAAGGGGUUCUUUCUUCUGAACUGUCCAGACUUAACAGUUUUGGCUUACCAGCUGGUAUACCUCAAUUUAUCAUUUAAUAACCUCAGCCACUUUCCUAGAGAAGUGCUUUGUCUUAAAAAUCUGCAGGUACUGAAAAUGAGAAACAAUCCUAUGAGGGAACUCUCUUCUGAUAUCUGUCAGUUGAAGUACCUUAGGAUAUUCACCAUUGCCUUUAAUUUUAUUGAAGAACUUCCUAUUGGGUUGUUUCACCUGCCUUUUCUUGAGGAACUUGAUGUUUCCUACAAUGAACUAAAGCAUAUCCCAAAUGAUAUCCAGAGACUCAGAUCACUUGAAAAACUGACUGUUGAUGGAAAUUAUCACAUGACUUCCUUUCCACCUGGAAUUUUAAAGCUUAACUUGGUCAAAUUACAGUUUGCUAAUAUGUUCACUAGUAGUCAUUUUUGGGUAGAGAAUUCCUUGAAUGACCCCCUACGGCUUACUGAAAUUUGUUCUUUCUUCAUUGUUAAAAAUAACCUUCACAAAAUUUAUGAUUCCGUCCCAACGAAAGCUAAAAAUCAUCUGAGAAGCUUAUCCAGGUGUGACUGGUGUCAUGGUCCCAAGUUUGGUGUGGGCUUUCGCAUCAUCCGCUCCUGUAAUAUGUUUGGAGUAAACCAGAUUCCUAUUCUGUUUCACGUCUGCUCUUCUCCCUGCUAUCGGGAGAUGAGGGAAAGCGGUUUUGUCUUACUAGGCUUUCCUUUUGUAAGAAUAUCUCUAAAUAUGGACUGGGUUAAAAAAAAAGAUGCCUAG
Molecule: messenger RNA, 1800 nt
Organism: Psammomys obesus (fat sand rat)
Lineage: Eukaryota; Metazoa; Chordata; Mammalia; Rodentia; Muridae
Gene: Lrrc63
Product: leucine rich repeat containing 63
Exons: 9
Coding region: 1-1800 (599 amino acids)
Molecular function (GO): protein binding
Source: RefSeq, a predicted model, not a curated record